This is a messenger RNA of Schistosoma margrebowiei, 201 nucleotides long. Lineage: Eukaryota; Metazoa; Platyhelminthes; Trematoda; Strigeidida; Schistosomatidae. The record is from the annotation of a GenBank genome assembly.
AUGCUUACAUUGUACUGUGGGACAUACGCGCUUCUAACAAAUUUAACAUUAUCAAGGUCAUCCCUCACCUGGAAUGAUUAUAUGAGAAGAGAUUCCAGGAAAUUUCAAAGACGGAUCAAAUAUCUACGCCAGGAGCUCCGUUUCUCGCGUCGAGCAACUGCUAGUCCUUGCCAAACAUCACCUCAAAAUAACGUACUUUAA